Marchantia polymorpha subsp. ruderalis is the source of this 5046-nucleotide messenger RNA. Lineage: Eukaryota; Viridiplantae; Streptophyta; Marchantiopsida; Marchantiales; Marchantiaceae. The record is from the annotation of a GenBank genome assembly.
GGGCAAAGAAAGUCGUAAGCGGGUCAAAGAUCAGAGUCUCGGAUUAAGCCAAAGGCUAAGCACGGGUUGGCACGGUUCCUCUGUGUACGACGUGAUGGGGUAUUGCCCUCGUUUUCGUUAUAUUACUCGCUCGCCCAGAAGUGGUGAGCAGCAGCAGCAUGGUUUAGCGCCUGGUCUCGAGAUUGUAGUGGAUUACACGGAUUUCACAUUUGAGUGCAGCUGUAAUUAAGUCACGAGGAGACAAAGAUGUCUUUCCCGUCCCCUCAGUUUAGCUCAGCUCAGCUCCGGCAGGGCCGCACUUCAGGUCUGUACAGUCCUCUGCUCUCUCUGAGCUGCAGCUCUGGGGCCUCUGGCCUGCCCGUUGGCUGUUCAGUCAAUUCAUGCCCGGGCUGCCAACUUCCCAAGCUUUGCGGGCCACUCUCUUGCCCUCCUUCUGCUUCUCCUGCCGCUGCUGCUACUACUGCUGCUACUGCUACUGCUCCAUCAUCUGCUUCUGACUGCCCCGUCCCCCUCUUCACUUCACUUCCUUUCCUUUCCUUUCCUUUCCCUUCCCUUGCCUUCCCUUGCGCUGCAGCUGCAACAGCUCUGCAGGAGCUGCCCUUUCCUUUGCUUCGGUUCCAUCUUUCUCGCGUAGUGGACUGGACUGGACUGGAACUCGGUUGAUUGAUUGUUUGUUUGUUUGUCUGUCCGUCCCCGUGAGCGACGCAGGCAGCCCGGCAGCUCGCCCGCGCACCCGCGUUCUGCUCGACGUCUGCGAGCACUACGUUCCACAUUUGGUCCUGUUCCGUUGGCAUAACUGCUUUUUAGCGCCAUGCGUUGCUCCGAGCCAGCGCUGCUCCCUCUCUCUCACUGAUCACCCGGUCUGCGAUUCGCUCAGGUAGCAUGCUCGCCCUCCCUCAUCCCUCACUCAUCCCCCAUCUCUCUCUCUCUCUCACUACCUCAAUUCCUCCCUUCCUCUCUGUUCUGCUUUGCUCUGAUCUCUCUCUCUCUCUCUUUCUCUCUCUCUCUCUCUGAGUCUGAGUCUUGGUGGGCGAUAAUGUCCAGCGGAGAAUGUUGAAACUGUUGACGGGUAUUGACUGUGCUCCUGCUGCUGCUGCUGCUGCGUGCCAUCGAGCCAUGAUUUAUCCAUCCGGUCGUGUCUCGUCGAGUCGGGAGCAGCAACACGUCGUGCACCAACCAGCAGCGAGCCCGGUCGAGUGCGCAGGACUUUCGGAUUCCGCCUCUACUCCCGUCGCUCUCGAGGAAUCGUAGCUCCCCUGCGAGCCAUGCGAUGGCUGCUGCUGCUGCAAUGGUGGAGCACUGGACAUUUGUGCUCGAGAGGCUCUGAUGCCAGACCCAGUUCCCGUCUCCCUGGGCCUCGCCACCUCGACCUCUCCAUGUCCCAGCAGCUCGUGCAGCACAGUGAGUGAUUGAUUGAUUGAUUAAGCGAAUGAGAGACAGGGAGAACGAGAGAACAGCCUGUGCCGACAUUGUAAUCGUCGUCGAACGAAGCGAGAGCAGUCGGUACAGAUUGGCGCAUUGGGGUGCGAGCCGGACGAGGAGUCGGUGAAUGCAUCGAGCAUUUCGAGCUGCAGAGGGUGAUCCAUCGCCGGGAGGCGAAGCGGAGGGAGAAGAAGAAGCCGAGGACCAGGAGACGGAACGAAGUGGUCCGAGGGCAAGGACGAGGACGAUGCCGGACCUGGCAGCAGUAGAUGACCACCAUCAUCCUCAGAAAGUGGCGCCCAUUCAGCAGCACCGCACUGACCUCGAUGUGGCGGGUCCGAAUGCCGUGAAAUGAGCGACGCCACGACGGGAGAGCAGCAGCGGAAUCAGCAGCAGCAGCAGAGAUUUUCAGAGGCCAGUUUCCUUCGACUUCGAUUGCACGGGCGAGUCCUUAACGAACAAUGAGUCACAAAGAAUCGACAGGCGUCGUCGUGGUGGCGCAGGCCGGACAGCAGCAGCAGCAGCAGCUGAUCACCAAAUUGAAAUCGAGGACCACGAAAGAAGUCGAGAGCCCGAAAUCCGUCAUCUCGGACCCUCGCAUCGUCAGCCCAGCUUCGUCCGCCUCCGCCAGCCUCGAGCGCCGCAUCUCCGACUUGAAGAAACUGCCCCGCCACGAUCGCGUCUACUCAAUUUCCGAUGCCGAGGACGACAGCGCGCCCGUCCCCUCCGGAGCCAGCCUCGCUGCGGUUCUGACUCGCCAGCUCUCCGCCAAGGACCGAGACAGAGACAGAGACCGCAAUGGUCUGGAAUCGGUGUCGGAAGCGCACUCGUUGCCCUCGGUGCCGGCCAGAAUGGGAUUCUCGUCGGGGCCAUCGUCUGAGACCUCGUCGCCGCGAAACCGAAUCGGCAGGAGCAUCAACAAGGAUGGCUCCAAAGUGUACGUGCGUGGCUCCGACACCGAGCUUCUCACUCGAAGGCUCUCGUCCGCCGGUGCCGACAGCACCUCGAGCUCCAUCCCGAGCUCUAUUCCCUAUCCCUCAGGCGAUGGCAGGUCGGGGGUCGCGGGGUACCGACACCAUAGCUCCAAGAGCUCGAAGAGCGCAUUCUCGCCGGGCGAGUCGCCGGGGCACCCGGCCUUCGGAGACUGGCCGCGCUCGGCGCUGCUCGAGCUCUCGUCCGAGGUGAAGGAGGCGUCGAAGUUCGUCAAGGAGUUUCCGGAGAUGCCCUUCUCGCUCAAUUCGUCGUGCAAAUCGUCGGGCGCCGAUUGCUUCGAGUCCGUGGCGUCGAUUCGGCUCGCCGAGGGCCGGCGCAAGAGCGAGAGCCAUGUCAGCGGCGCUGCCUGCAUCAUGUUCCCGUCCGACGCCUCGCUGCACGCUCUGCCCUCGCUGGCCGGGGCCAGCAACGGGCUCUCGGAUGGGCCGCUCGAGAAGCACCUUUUGUACGGAGGGGGCGCAGCGGGCGCCACUGUCAAGCAGCAGCAGCAGCAGCAGCAGAGAUUCGGAGGCGGGCAGUACCUGAAGGCCAACCCCCUCAAGCCGCGGCCGCCGCCGGCGAAGUGGGAGGACGCCGAGAAGUGGAUUCAGACUCCUUCGGCCGCAGCUGCAGCUGCUGCUGCUGCGGCCGCUGCGUCGUCGGCCAGGUCGAGCACCAAUUCGCACGGCAAUGGUGCGCUCUCGGGAGGCUCGACCCCGCAGCAUCACAUCAUCCUGUCGGGGCGCCACCACUUGCCCCGAUCGGCUCCCAGCAAUGGCGGCGGUGACAAUUUGCCUCCCGGUGCCGAGUCCUACGACGCCAGAUUGCUGCUCGACAAUGGCGAUUUCGGUGGUGGUGAGAGAAAUUCGUUCGCUCCGUCUCCUCAUCACGGCCUCAAUCAUACGCAUAAUCAUAAUCAUAGUCAUAAUCACCACCACCAUCAUCCUCACCCGCACCCGCACCCUCAGCCUCAGCCUCGGCCUCAAGCUCGUGAUGCUUCGACUACGACCAGCGGUGCCGGGGGUUUGGAAGACAGCCCUCCUGCUGCCGACACGAAAGAGUCCGAUGCGUCCAGUGGCGAUGGCGAUGGUGAUGGUGCUGCUGCUCGGCCCGAGGGGAAGGUCCACCCUCUUCCGGAUGGCGCCUUGGUGAAGGCGAACCUGCUGCUGGCCGUGAACAAGCUGGCCAGGGAGAGAUCGGAACGUGGACCCGGAGAGGAUUUCUGCGAAUCCAAGGAGCUUCAAGAGCCGCUCAAAUCUGCGCCCGCUUGUACACCUGUAGAUACGACCGAACCUGCUAGUUUUGAUCAGAAGCACGAUGCUUAUUCUGCCACCAUUUUUGACAAUUUCACCAAAGACAAGUUCGCAGACUCCAUCACAGUCCAAAGCACGAGUCCGAACAACGGACGAUUAGUCAUCGUCAUGAAGGAUGCGGCCACCGAGAUAACACCGUCGACGUCUCAGAGAGACAUAGCCACGCAGAUCACUCCGGUGCAAAGCUUUCACGCGGCGGUGACCCCGCCACGAUUACACACAGGGCCGGCCCGUCUGAACACGACUCCCGUGCACUCCGAGAGGAGACCUGCGUCGGUCGGGGUCGAUGUGACGGAGCUUCAGAGCUGCCAUCAGGCCAAGCUCGAGCUCGAUCAAGCUGCUGCUCUCGACAACAACUGGACCACCAGAGAGGAGGAAGUGGAAGAAAGUGCUAAAAGUCUGCGCCUCAGCGUGGACUUCAAAGAAGUCAAAAGGAAUGUCCUCGAGGCUCGAGCAGCUGCUUGGGAGGAAGCCGAGCAAUCCAAGUACAUGUCACGAUAUCAUCGAGAGGAAGCCAAGAUUCUAGCGUGGGAAGCACAUCAGAAGGCUAAGGCCGAGGCCGAGAUGAGAAAGAUGGAGGUGAAAUUGGAACGGAUGCGGUCGCAUGCGAGCGAGAUUUUGCAGAAUAAAAUAGCAUCGGUGCAUUUGCGCGCGGAGAAUAUGCGCGCAGCAGCCGCAGCACAAUGCGGGGAACAGGCAGCCAAAACGAACCAGUGGGCCCAAGAGAUUCGGACCAAUGGCAGAUCGCCCACCCCGCCGAUCCUGUGCUGCUUUCCAAGCUGCUUCAAUUCCUACUCCUCGUGAUCGCAGUCCAGGAGGAAGAAGAAGAAGAAACGAGCAGAGCAGAGCAGAGCAGGCACACACACACGCACACACUUGUAGCUUACAAUUCCUCCCCCCGUCCCUCGACAACAAUAAAUCUGUACUACCAUCGUCCCACCUUCACCAUCGCCCCCCUCACUUUUGAUGUUGUCCGCAGUUCGAGUUGGUGACCUCUGCCUAAGGCCGUGGACGUUCCCCCAUGGCUGAGCUCGAGGCAUGUCACCGUGUCAAAGACAUUGUAAAGAGAGUACAUUUUUUAAAGCACCGGCACACAGAGUCAGUCCGGCAGGCAGGCACGCAGUCAGUCGGUCAGGCAAGUCAAGUCAAGUAAAGUCAAGCCAUUCCCUCCUUGGCAGGGAGUGUUUUCUAGGUUUCAUUCCAGCUGCUGCUCCUGUGUCGACAGUCGCCUAUGAAGUUGGUGACUUUCGAGAGGGAUGCACCAAAUCUGUUCUUCUAAAAUUUAGUAAGAGGAUCACCAUUUGUUCUCAGCUUGUCGCUCUUCUUCUCACUCCCGUAC